This is a messenger RNA of Anolis carolinensis (green anole), 595 nucleotides long. RefSeq names its product actin nucleation-promoting factor WASL-like. The transcript is spliced from 5 exons. The record is from RefSeq and is a predicted model, not a curated record. Lineage: Eukaryota; Metazoa; Chordata; Lepidosauria; Squamata; Anolidae. The coding region runs from base 1 to 426 and encodes 141 amino acids.
AUGGCACCGCCUCGGGAGGGCCCCUCUCAUGCCAGCAGCCCACGGCGCCCUAAAGCGGGUCGAAAACGGGGCUGGCCUCCGGCUCCUUCCCGCUUCCCUUUUGCUGCUCCACUGAAGCCAGGCGCUGGAGGCCCCCCAAGGGGAGAAAGCCAGGCAGUGGGUACGAGUCCCUCCCCCAAACUCCCCGCUUUCUCCCCUCCUCCGGCUCCCAAGCCUCCUGCUUUCCCUUCCUCCCCCUCGACAGCGACGGAGAAAAGGAUCUGCCCUUCGUUGCUGUGCCAGGCAAGCGGACAGCGAAAUGGGCAUCGAGACUUGGCUGGCUUCUCCCUCUGCCGCUGCGGUUUUCCUGUUGUUCAGGCCCACAUGGGGAUGCUGAUAACAAGACUGGACAGCAGUACUUGCCAAGACUUAGGUCGAUGGGCCUAAAUGGAUAAAAUAGAAAUAUUGGAAUAUCUUGUGUGUAUUUGUUUAUCCUUCUCCCCAAGCUAUUUGUGUCACAGCCAAAUGUGCCAUGAUGGAUUUGAAGUGGAGUGGUCCACGUCCACUAUAAAUAAACAAGCACAUUAAUAAAUAAAUAAAAAUACAGAAAUCCAAA